AGAAAAAAGAUCCGCAUACACCCGCACUUGUUUGUUGCGUAGAAUAGAAACUAUUACGACACGAUUGCCGCGAAAAGUUAAGCUUCGACGCUGUCAUAAAACGGAAAACCUAAUAAAAACAGAACGUCUCGACCCGCGAAUAAAGUCCAAAAUGGCACAGACUGGCAAAAUGAACUAGUUUCACUUUUAGCACGGUAACGCAGCUACUUUUAAAAAAUAUCACGUAUCGAAGAUAUUCUUCGGAUAAGAUCUCAAUGAAAACUAAUAAUAAAAAGGACGACGACAAUGGAAAAACUCGUGACUGGGGUUGGUGAACUGGAGUUGAAUGGCAACUGCCCGGGGACAAAUGAAAGCACGGAAGAUCUGAGCGAAUACACAGACGCUGACGAGAGUUUGUCAGCACCUAUUGAAAUUUUGGCUGAGUUUUUAUCUGCUGUGAUGUUGAAAGACUAUGAAAAAGCACUGAAAUAUUGCAAAAUUAUUUUGGAAUACGAACCGAAUCACUCUACGGCCAAAGAAUUCUAUCCGCUUAUCCAGGAAAAAAUUAAUCAAGGAAAUCAGGAGAUGUCGAGCAGCAGUGACCAGGACUGGUCAGCUUCGCCCAGCGACGAAGAUGAUGAAGAAAGGGCAGACGACGAAGAUGAUGACGAUGAAGAGGAAGAGGAAGUGGCAAGCGAGGAGUACAGCAGUGGAGUCGAGUCGAGUGGUGGUGCAUCCAGCAAUCCACCGAGAGAUUCGGAUGCCACAUCAGGAAGCUAUUCUAGCCUAGAGGACGAAGAAGCGGCUGCAGCUACACAACCCAGGAUCCUGCAGGAGCGGCACGACAAUGACUUUUCCCAGAAUGGAAACAACACACCACCUACCACUGACUCAGAGUCACCGACAGAACCUGUCAGCCAAAACAUGCAGGCAAGCGUUUUUCCUGUAGCCUUUUAAAUGUUUUUUUCUUAGAAUUGUAUUUUAUACUCUGUAAUUGUCCUUAAAUUUUCCCUAUUUAAGACAAUAUGUACACAUAUGUGUUGUAAUUGUUAUAUUAAAUUUUAAGUAUAUAAAAACAUAUCUCCUUAUCCUUACCUUUGCUAAGUGCAAUGUGUGAAUUUGAUAAAGACAAAAUAAUCAAUCGUUUAUACUAUGUCUCUGACUUUUUAACUGUUGUAUGUUUAACCAUUCGUAAAUGACUGCUAUUGAUUGACCAGGAGAAACAUUUUGUCAUAAUUACCUACCAUAUGAAUAUUCAAUUUUUAUAUCAAAUACAUUUAAGGAUUGACUAAUAAAAAUAACAAAUUAGUAUCUAAAAAAAAUAUAUUUGAGAAAUUUUUGAAUUUAAUAGUUUUAUAAACAAGCACUAAAACUCACAACUUUGAAUUUCAUUCAAGUGCAAAUCCUUGUACAUGCAUGAAUAUAAUUCCUCAUUGCGAGUUACAUUUUUCUGAGUUUUGGUUAGCAUUGCAAAGUAAAAAAAUACCAUUAACAUACCAAUAUAAUAAUUAAAUGUAAAUGAUAAAAAGUUAAUGUUAACGUUGAAAAUAGUAAUAAUAAUUGUUUUCUUUAUAUGAACUUGUUCUAUCUAUUUGUGUAAUGUUCUACAGUCAUAUAACUAUAUUUUUUUAAAACUGUAUUGAUUAAUUAAGGGGCUGAUGUACAAAAUAAAAUAAAGUUAUAUUAGGAAAUGUAAAGUAGGUGUUAAAAGGUAUUAUUUUUUUAAAAACAUAGUUUCUCUUUCUGUUUGUAUGUCACUUCUAAACUUGACUGAUGGCAAGCCAAUCGAUAUCGUUAAGUAUUUUCUUUAUUAUAUGCAUUUUAAUAGUUACCGUCCCAAUUCAAAAGAAACAGGGCAAAUUUUGUCUGCUAAAUUUUAAAAAACAAUUCGAUCCUAAUUUUUAAUGUAUUUUUGUUUAUUAAAAUAUAAAAUAAGGAGGUAAAUACAACUUAGUGACAUAUCUUUUUAGAAUGCUAGGACCCAAGGUGGCAUAAUACAUUUUGUACUCUGGUAAAAUUAGUGUAUAAAUAAUGGAAAAAGAGAAUGCCAAUAGACUUAUUCAGGGGUCCAAACCUUAAGAAAAUUGCAAAUUAAUUUGGAAUUGGGAAGGUUUUGAUUAAUAAAGCCAACAUGACUGAUAAAUUUUCAUUUAAUAGUGACGAGGUCUUAAGCUUAUCCUACUAGAAUGUUUACAGUGGAAGCAAUCAAUGGAUUGAUAUAAUUUUGAGCUCUGCAGAGAAGCCGGCAAGGCAUUUGAAAACAAAUCAAUAAUGGCCAAUCCAUUGAUAAGCUAAGUUCCUCAUUUGAGGCCUAUUACAGCUAUUAAAAGACUGAUGUUUUAUAUCUUAGUAAGAAUUUACAAUCGAAGCAAUGUACCAGAUAAAACAAUAUUAAUAGUUACUGUUAACUUAAUUAAUUAUAAUUAUAUUAUAUUUAUGUAAUUAUAUAUUAAUUAUAAAUUUAUCUACCCUGUACAUGCAUAUAUCAAUAGAGGCAAUUUGUCUUAAUUAAUGAGCUAUAAUAAAAAAAUGGGUUUAUAAAAAGUAAUGUUUCACAGCAAUGUGGGUACCAACACAGUCAAAAAAACACUUUUCAAAAUUUAAAGCCGUUAUAAUUAUUAUGCGCCUGUUUUCAGUUUAAUUACAUGUAUUUUCAUUUUGAACACGGAAGUUUUACUUUUUUUAUAUAAACUAACCACAAAUUCGUUUUAUGAUAAUGUUAAAUGUUAUUAAUUAUAUUAAUCCAAAAUAUACAUCUAAAAAAAAACCUUUAAAAUAUUGUUCAAUUACUGUGAGUAGGAACUAUCUUUUUAAAAAGGAUUGUUCAGUCAAUGUUUUUAAGUUUAUUUAUUCACUUUUUGAAGACAGACUGAGUUUGAAUAAUUUCAAAUAACUUUAACUAUACAAUAUACAUAAGUACAGGAGCGGUUAAUGUUCAACCACUCAUAUCACGCAGAAACACUACAAUUUUUUUCAAAUUAUUAAAAUUCCAUGGGUUAUUCUGGGUUUCAAACCCAGAACUGCUAGCAAGGUAUAUGCAAAUCAAACACCCUAACCACCCAGCCACUGUGGUCCCCACAAUAUUAAUAACACAUAUUAUAAAAAAUUAUUUUUAAUGACAAAAGUUGAAAUGAAAAUGCUCUUUGAUAAGAUUAAUGAGUGUGUAUUCACAAAAUAAACACAAAUUAAUUAUAUGAUAGAUAACAUUAAUUUAACAAUUUAAAUAUUAAAUUAAUGAUUAUUAAAUGUUAUUUAAUCAUUAUUUUCUAAGUCUGUCUUUAGAUUGGAGAUCCAAUUCGGUUUUAGUAUGUAUAUGUGUGUUGAUAUAUUCCCAUGUGUAUUAUUAUAAAGGUACUAAGUAUUUUAGAAAAAAUAAGCUGUUUGUAUAUUAGAGUUUUGAUUAGUUAUUGAAAUGGUAAAACAAAUGUUUUAUUUUACUAAUAAAGCUAUUUUAAGUUGA
Messenger RNA from Cimex lectularius (bed bug), 3439 nucleotides. Its product is annotated as glutamate-rich protein 2. Lineage: Eukaryota; Metazoa; Arthropoda; Insecta; Hemiptera; Cimicidae. Gene Ontology annotation, molecular function: protein binding. The record is from RefSeq and is a predicted model, not a curated record. The transcript is spliced from 6 exons. The coding region runs from base 286 to 936 and encodes 216 amino acids.